AUGGGUUGUUGCCCAGUGCGGCUUUAUCAAAUGCUCUGCUUCCCUUUUGCCUUCUUACUCUUUCAAGUUAAUUCUUCAUCGAUAUCCCUUCUAUCAUCUCCUCCUCCUCCACAAUUAUGCCUUCCUCAACAUAGUUCUGCUUUGAUCCGGUUCAAGAACAGCCUGUCUUCUUUUAAAGAAAUUAACAUCCCGUCUUUUCCCAUUGGCUCUGAAAUAUGCAGAGAUUCUGAUCCCAAGACAGAAUUCUGGAACCAAAAUACAGACUGUUGCUCCUGGGAAGGUGUCACAUGCCACAGCAUGACGGGUCGCGUGAUUGGCCUUGAUCUCAGUUGUAGUCCACUUCGAGGCAGUCUUCCAUCCAACAGCAGCCUCUUCCUCCUUCAGGAUCUCCAGUGGCUUAACCUUGCUCACCUCCAAUUUUCUGGUUUUCAAAUUCCUUCUGAGUUUAAUAAGUUAAGGAGUCUAAGCCAUCUCAAUCUUUCCUAUACAGGGGUCCACGGUAUGGUUACAGGGCAAAUCUCUCCUUUGUCAGAACUGGUUUCACUUGAUCUGUCAUCUCCUCAAUUAAUGCUCGAUAACCAUCAUUUUAACAUGCUUGUGCUUAACCUAACAAAGUUAGAAAAUCUUUUCCUUGACCAUGUGGAUAUGUCUUUGGUUAGACCAAAUUCCUUUCGGAACUUGACUUCCUCCUUAAAGCGUUUGAGCCUCUAUGGCUGUCAACUGCAAGGGAAAUUUCCAAGUGAAAUUUUCAGCUUUCCAUAUCUAGAAAACAUCAUUUUAACCAGAAAUGAUAAUCUCAGUGGCUAUCUCCCUAAAUCAAAUUGGAGUACUCCCCUUAGAUUUUUGCACCUUUCAAGAACAAGUUUCUCAGAUGAGUUACCAGACUCAAUUGGAAAUCUUGAAAACUUGGAAGAACUUGACCUUUCUUUUUGUCAUUUCACAGGGUCAAUCCCUUCAUCUCUUGGAAACCUCACCAAAAUCACUUUCUUAGAUUUAAAAUCUAACAAUUUUGAAGGUCAAAUUCCAGAUGUUUUUGGGAACUUUAAGAAACUAAAUAAGUUGGAUUUUUCUUCUAACAAUUUCCAUGGGUUAUUGCCCUCAUCAGUAUUUAACCUCACUGCAGUUACUGACAUGGCUUUGAACAAUAAUCAUUUAGGGGGUCCCCUUCCAUACAACAUAAGUGGACUCUCAAAUCUUCAAAGCCUCUUUUUAUCUGCAAACUUGCUUAAUGGCAGAGUACCAGGUUGGUUGUUUAGUCUACCAGUGAACCUUGCUUUUCUUGAUCUUUCAUCAAAUAAUUUGAGUGGCAGCAUUGAGUCAUGCAUGCUCUCAAAGCUUAGAAAUUUAUGGAGGCUUGAUCUUUCAAAUAACAGUUUAUUAUCAUUAAGUAGCUGUAGCAAUGAUGUGAAUUCCACCUUCCCCAAGCUGAAUAUUUUGUGUUUCUCUCCUUGCAACAUACACCAAUUCCCAAGUUUCUUGAGAGCAUCCGAGACUUUGUCCCAUUUAGAUCUUUCUAAUAACAAAAUUCAGGGUUCCAUUUCCAAAUGGGAAGCCGAAGGGUGGGAGAGUUUGAUCUAUUUGGACCUUUCUUUCAAUUUGUUGACAAAUGUAGAGCAAUUUCCUGGGAAGAAUCUUCAGACAAUUGACCUUCGUUCAAAUUCGCUUCAAGGACCACUUCCAACUCCACCACAGUCAAUAAAUCAUCUCUUGAUUUCAGAAAAUGAACUGACUGGCGAAAUCCCUUCAGGGUUUUGCAAUAUAACUUCCCCUCUAGUCCUCGACUUGUCAAAGAACAACUUGAGUGGAAUCAUUCCAAGAUGUCUUGGAAAUUACCACUCCCUCUCUGUUCUGGAUUUACGAAUGAAUAACUUCGAUGGCAAAAUCCCAAGAAUGUGUACUGAUGAAGGUAGUUUGUUGAGAAGUCUUAACCUCAACAACAACCAACUAGAAGGACCCAUGCCACGAUCUUUGGUGGAUUGCAGUGAAUUGGAAGUUCUAGAUUUGGGCAACAACUUGAAUGACUCCUUUCCUCAUUGGUUAGGUGUACUUUCAAGGCUGCAAAUCCUUGUCCUGCGUUCUAAUAAAUUUCAUGGCCCAGUGCAAAAUUUGAGGGGCACAUCUUUCAUUACUAGUUUGCGAAUCAUUGAUCUCUCUCGAAAUGAGUUCAAUGGCCACUUGCCAACUAAAUUCUUUCAAAAUUUGAAGGCUAUGAAGGAUAUGCAUGAAGAGCCAACCGGUCCAACUUAUAUUGAAGAGUUACCUUAUUUUGAUUCUAUUAUUUUAACAAUCCAAGGAUAG
This is a messenger RNA of Theobroma cacao (cacao), 2298 nucleotides long. Lineage: Eukaryota; Viridiplantae; Streptophyta; Magnoliopsida; Malvales; Malvaceae. The record is from RefSeq and is a predicted model, not a curated record.